AUGGCUGCCGGGAAGUUACUGCUGUACGCCGGUCUCUCUCUUUCUCUUUGCGCCCUGGGCAUGCUGGCAGUGGCGAUCUGCUCCGACCACUGGUACGAAACGGACGCCAGGAGGUACAGGGAGCGAUGCCGAAGCUUUUCCAGCCGCCGUAAGGACCCGGGGUUCAUCUACAUCCCCAACACCAGCCUACCGCUGCGGGCCAGCCGGAGCAGCAGCCUGCCCCGCUGGGAGGAGAAGCUGCUGCUGGCCCGGAACCGGCGGCAGCUCUUCGCCAUGAGCGCCGCGGAUGAGUGCAGCAGGCAGUACAAUUCAACCAACAUGGGACUGUGGAGCAAAUGCCAUCGACUAGGCUUCGAUCAAGACAUAGAAAACCUCAUUCGGAAAGGAUCCAUUGCAAGGUGCACCUAUAUCAAGUACCACUACUCCUCGGCUACGAUACCUAAAAACCUCUCCUACAACAUCACCAAGACAAUACGGCAGGACGAGUGGCACUCCCUCCACUUGCGGCGGAUGACGGCAGGCUUCAUGGGCAUGGCGGUGGCCAUCAUCCUGUUUGGAUGGAUCAUCGGUGUGCUCGGCUGCUGCUGGGACCGAGGCCUAAUGCAGUAUGUCGCCGGCCUCCUCUUCCUUAUGGGAGGAACCUUCUGCAUCAUUUCCCUGUGUACCUGUGUCGCUGGCAUCAACUUCGAGCUUUCCCGUUACCCACGCUACCUUUACGGCCUGCCUGAUGACAUUGGUCAUGGCUAUGGCUGGUCCAUGUUCUGCGCCUGGGGAGGUCUUGGCCUCACCCUCAUCGCUGGAUUUUUCUGCACCCUGGCACCCUCCGUCCAGCCGAUGCCCCGAUCCACCUGUCCCAAGUCCCGACAGGAGAACGGCACCGUCUGCUAAAGCCGGCGCCAAAAGAAGAGUCAAGACUAAUUGAAAUUAGAGAUCGACAGCAUACCGUUCCAUGCGUUCAUUUAUCCACUCAUGUCCAGUCUCUCCUGGUUGCAGAAAAUGUUUCUUUUUUAUUGUGUGUGUGUUUAAAAAAAAUGGGUGUCUUGAUGAUCUGCUAUCUUGAAAAUACAGAAAAUACCUGAGAGAAUCAUUAUCAAAAAUUUGAAUUUGUGCUUGUUUUGUUGUUGUGGAGCGGAUGCUGAAAUGGAUAUACCAUGACAAGGCUUCUCCGUGGGAAACGAGAAAGUAGGAGAGAAGUUGAGACACUUGAGAAUGACUGCAUCUCGGAUGGUGAAGUGGUCAUAGCAGAACAGUAUGACUUUAAACCUAACUGAUGGGCAGUGGUCAACAGUAACAUUAACACUGGUCUACUGUGACUACAGAGAAAUCAAUUAACCAUCAGCAUUAAGAGGGAAAUGGUCAGAGUGGCAUGGAACAUCUAGCUCUCCUCUUGGAGAUUUACAUGGACAACAUGGCCUGUGGGAUUAUUCAGAACUAAUAAACCGAGGAAUGACUAGAGAUGAAUCAGUGUUACUUGCCAAAAUGGGACAAAAGGCUGGGAUCAUGUUCAGUGGCCUCUGUUGACUUUGUUUCUGAGGCCCCUCCAGUUACCUGGGACUAGUGGACUGCAAGGGACGAGUCAGCACAUCCAAGGAGAUCCAGUACCUCCACUGUUGUACAUUACUGUACAGAAUAUUCCAGAGAAGUGACAACCAGGAAAUUUCAUGUUGGACCAUUUUCAUUCUCGUGUAGACCAUUCCACUCCUUCCAAUGAUCCCAUGUCAUCUAGCAUUUUAUACAUGCAUUUCUCUUUUCAUUCAUGUGUACUUUCCUUUUUACAGAAGUGACACCCAUCAUUGUGAGAAUGAACUGUUGACUGAGCAUAUGUUUGGAGUGAAUGUUUGAUUUUUCCAUUCUGUUCAUAAAGGUAAGUGUGUGCGCGCGUGUGUGGUUGUUUUGCAGUCUAUAGAAAAAAUGUCAGUAGUAAAAAUUAUCAUAAUGAAAAAGUCAAGCCCUGCCUGGGGGAAAUAUAAAGGCAUAGGGUUUGAUGAACAGGAACAAAAAAUGGAGAGAUGCAGUAUCCUGUUUAAAGCAGCACAACCUACUUCUGCCUUGUCAUCUUUCUGGGGGUGCUCCCUGUAGACAGGGCUGACAAAGGCGAGCUGUUUUCAAGAGGGAGGGAGGGGGGGUGUUCAAGUCAAGUAUAUUGCAGCUGCCUUAAGCAAGUCUGGGAGGAUGGAGUUAUUGCAUGUGAUGGGAAUACACUCUGCCUUUCUUAAUGGGGAAUCUGUGAAGCUCUGCUGUUUCUCCAAGCACACAGCUGCUCCUCCAGCUCUGAUUUGUAUUUUCAAGACCAACCGAAACAUGCCGGGGUGUUCUGCAGGGCCCCCUUCUUCGGAAUAGAGGGCAAACAGCAGAAUAUCAAAGCACAUGGUUUAAAAGGUGUCAGUUAACUCAGUCUAAUCAAUAUGUCUAAAGACAAAUGGAAGAGCUCAGGGUGAGAUUCCUCAAGCCACCUCUCUAUUGUUAAGCUGGACAUCAGAAUACCAGGAUAACUGAAUGUGAUUAUUACUAUGCACACUGUAGAAUAUCAUCACAAUGCAGUCUACUGCCCCUUUCCCAGACCUGCAUUCAGCUGGCAGUUUUCAGGCCUGGACAGAGCAGAUACAGGGGCUGUUCAAAAGCUGAUGUCGAGGCAUGCCAUCAUUUAUCAUGCUCUGUUCUUAUCCCUCCUGUGAUGCGAUACAAAGCUCUGACCUCUGUGCUUCAACGCAUUUGCAGACAUGUGGUGACUACAGUUAAAGUGACCCUACAUUAGACCUGUGCAUUGAAGGCCUAAAGACAAAUCCCAUAAAGACAGAAUAACAAAGAAGUGGAACUUGAACUCAACAAAAUCCGCUAAGGUUAGCUAGCUAACAAGCUAGCUUGUUGGCUUCCACUGCUUCCACUGAGAAGUCAUAGAGAAAAGCAACUUAGCUGCUGUUGACAAAAGGUUUGGACCGCCAAUAUAGCAGCCAGGGCGGAUCUUGCAAAUGUGUAAAUUCCUUUAUUCAACUAGGUUAUGGGGCUACGUGGAAACAGGGCUAAGCUGAAUUUAUGCUUUUGCGUCAAGGAUGCUUUCAAUGUCUGCAUGAACAUAACACAGACAGGCAUAAGCAUUUACCUUUAUAUUUCACAUUUAUGCGCACAAGGUGGCAGUGUUGCUGUUGUUAUUGAAACAGGAUGCAUCAACAGAGAGGAAAUAGAUUUUGAGAAAGAGCUCCCUCUCAGGUUAAAAGGAACCAGAGGCGAUAUCCUCAACAUGUUAGAUGUUGCCCAUAGUAGAGCUCAAGUAUGACGCUCAAGUUAACUAUUCAUACUGUGGGCAGAGCUCAGUUACUUCAUACAAAUUCAAUGAGCUUAAAUGUUUUAUAUAUAUAUAUAUAUAUGGAACAUUAUCAUUAGGACAGGAAAAUCCAUCCCUUUCAUACAUGACAGAGAAGACAGUUUUUAUCUACAGAAUGACUAUUGAGUUUAACAUGCCACAACAUUGUGACAUUAUAUGACAUUACUUCAAAUGUGUGGCGCAAACAAAUAACCCCCAUGUAAUUUUAUUGGAAGAAGAAAAAAUACAUCCAAUCCAAUGAAGUUUUGAGGGCAAGGUGAUUUGAUUGGUCCUGAUUUUCUCAGAGAAGCCGCUGAGUCAACUGUCUUGCACCAAAACCAGACAAGAAUCACUGUUUGAUCCAUGAAAACACAACAUGAUGGUGUAGUUUGAGGAGUGUCUGCCAAGGAGGUUCACCAGUGGAAAUUUAUACAAUCCUUUAAGCAAGCUUUAUUAACAUAGUGGAGUAACUUAAGCUGGGAUCAGGUUUCCAUUUCUGCGUUUCAUCCUGCUUUGUUAAAUGCGACAGUGCCACCUAAUGCACUUGGAAAGGCAAAGGCUUACGUCUGUGCACAACGCGCUUGUAGACAUACAGACGUGAAACCAUAAAGCAGCUUUUAGAAGAAGGGGUUUUAGAUGACAGUUGUGUCUUUGGGGGUAGCAUCACCAUCACAGAUUUUAGACUGAAUUCCCGCACUCCCAAGGAUGUGAAUAUUAAGUAAAUUACGGCAACCCAGAACCACUCACCCUCUCAUCCACCGCUAGGUACAGAUAAUGGAUUCUUAUCAGUCAGAAGCUGAUAAAGCUGGACCUUAUAGAAGAGGUAUGUCUACUCACAUUAACUCCAAAACACAGUUGUUUCAUAAAUUUGAUUUAAUACUGUCUAUAACGUGAUUAUUGAAAGAGCCAUGGGAUGGAUUAGCAACUCUCCUGGAGAAGUGAGGCAAUUUUUACUCUGCAGUCAGGGUGUAUUUUUUCUUUAAUAAAUGCUCCUUUGGACACAAGCUGAUAAUGCAAUUGACCAUGAAAUUACUUUAACUUUACUGGACACACUUCAAGAGCUGUGCUGCCUAAAAAAAGUUUAAAAAUAAACCCCUCUGCACACUCAGUGAGAAUCUUCCUCAAGAAAGAACUGCAGAGAUUUAUGCCAUCCACUCAAUCGCAAUGGGCCAUGCGGAGAAAUCCUGGAAAAAGGGAGAAAAGUGGGGAGGCGGGUAUUGAGCCAUGCACAGAAGCACAAGCAGCCUUAUGCAAGAUAGUGUCCCUUGACAUACUUAACACCCAUAUAUUUAUUUCAGUUUACCAAGAUUAUACAAGGAACACAAUUGUUCCUCAAUCCUUGGUUCUACAACAAAAUAUGUAACCACUGCUCCUGAACAGAGCAAAAUGACCUUGGUUAGAAAAGGGCUGGCCAAGUACACACAAUAAUACCAUGUGCUGCUGGAGCCCAAGGAAUCACAACGUGAAAAAAGUAAAAGAGGAAAUAUCCGCAAUGUAUGUAUUUAGACCAGGAUAACAUUACCCCAUGUAGAGUUUCACAGCUGAGGAACUGGAGUUGGCAAGGAAGCCUAUAGAAAUGAAAAGUAGACGUUUGAUGUCAGAGAAGAUUCCUGAAAUAGCUUGGACGGGCAGAUUUAAUCAAGGUGCGUGACUCACUGAAACUAUAGGAUUCACAUCCAGUUACAUAGCAACUCAGAAACGGAAUUUAUCACCCCAAUUGCACUGUGAGAACCAACUACAAGCCUCAUAAGCCUCUUUUCCACAGUCAGGUACAAAAGUUACCAUGGCCGCAUUGCACUGUUCCAUACUCAUUUGAACAAAUACAGUUUCUACUUCCAUUUGUUGUGCUGCUCGAUUUAGGUCCAAGGAUCGUGGAAAGAAGGAGGGGACAGUAUGUCACAGCAACAGCGUUCCAAAUUUGCACUGGUGCACAAGUAAAAAAUAUCAAUUAGACAGGCAUGGAAAAUCCCAUGACACUAUACCUCUGUUUGAACUCUGACAGUACAGAGAUUCAAGUACAUAACAAAACACACUUGACAUUAUGCAGACGGGUGUUUUUGUCCAAUGUGCACAUUAGUUGUCCUUUAGCUACUCCUAAACAUCAGGAGUGUGUCCAGCAGCUGCAGAAAGCCUAACUGAGGUGGGCUUAUGUGCAAGUCAAUGACGUGUUGUCAAUUCCUUCUUUAUACAUUCCUUGUUUAGGUGUAGGAAGUGCCUAAGAGAAACUACAGUGUUACAGCUGGUCAGCGGCAGAAUUCCAGAUAUGAAAUGCAGUAGUUAGAGCUUUUCAUUCUCUUGGCUGAAAAAAAAAUGGAGAAUCAAUAGCUGUAUGUCGUACAAGUGUGUGAACGUUGUUGGAAUACUGACCUUCAGCUGCACUUACAGAGGAUGGGAGCAACUCUGCACACCAGAGCAGUUCCACUGCAGUGAACACAGUUAGCUAACCAGGCCGAGAGAAGUGUCUGGGGCAUGCCAUGUCAAACUGUGCCCAAGCGGAAAUGCCAUCGGAAUGGUUCCUGUCUGUGCUCAGAACCAUUUAGCCUGACCGUGGAAAAGAGGCUGUAGUUGUUGGACUAACUAAUGAAGAGAACAAUGAAGGUUUUAAAGGGUUGAAUGACAAACAGAGAUACUGCAACUUCCAUAAUGGAUGGACAUUAAUAACAAAAAAGGAUCAAUCAACCUUUAACAUCAGUAAUGUGUCUGUUGCGUAAACAUAAGAGAAAAAAAGAAAAAAAAAGUUCAACUGUGGAAUGUAAAAUCACAAAAUAAAUCUCAUUGGUGUGUUUACUAA
Messenger RNA from Myripristis murdjan (pinecone soldierfish), 6092 nucleotides. RefSeq names its product transmembrane protein 178Bb (gene tmem178bb). The transcript is spliced from 4 exons. Bases 1 to 888 code for a protein of 295 amino acids. The record is from RefSeq and is a predicted model, not a curated record. Gene Ontology annotation, cellular component: membrane. NCBI's taxonomy places the organism in Eukaryota, Metazoa, Chordata, Actinopteri, Holocentriformes, Holocentridae.